AUGACCAUAUUCAAGGCAUUCCCUUACUUCAACAUUGUACAGUCUAAAGUAUUUGAUGAUGUUUUCUACACUGACAAGCCCCUUGUGGUGUGUGCUCCCACAGGAGCUGGUAAGACGGUCAUAUUUGAGCUGGCCGUUGUUAGACUUAUUAUGAAGAUGGAGAAUGUUGUGGUUAGAGGUUUCAAGAUUGUCUAUAUGGCACCCAUCAAGGCCUUAUGCAGUGAGAGAUUACAGGACUGGACGGACAAGUUUGAGUCAUUUGGCCUGAAGUGUAAAGAACUAACUGGUGAUACAGAAAUAGAUAAUUAUUAUGAGCUGCAGGAAGUGAAUGUGAUCCUCACAACCCCUGAGAAAUGGGACAGCCUGACACGACGCUGGCGGGACAACAAAUAUAUUGUCCAGUCAGUGUGCCUCUUCCUUAUAGAUGAGAUCCAUGUUCUGAAUGACAAUGUGCGGGGAGCGACAAUAGAGGCUGUGAUCAGCAGGAUGAAGACUGUACAGGUCUCCCUAUCUCACUCUAACACUGAGCAACCCCUACCCAAACUCCGUUUCAUAGCUGUGUCUGCCACCAUACCCAAUAUCGAGGAUAUUGCAGAGUGGAUGGGUGAGAACCAUCAAGCAGCAACAUUUUACGUAUUUUAA
Mizuhopecten yessoensis (Yesso scallop) is the source of this 642-nucleotide messenger RNA. RefSeq names its product probable ATP-dependent DNA helicase HFM1. The record is from RefSeq and is a predicted model, not a curated record. Lineage: Eukaryota; Metazoa; Mollusca; Bivalvia; Pectinida; Pectinidae. Gene Ontology annotation, molecular function: ATP binding; nucleic acid binding. Bases 1 to 642 code for a protein of 213 amino acids. The transcript is spliced from 6 exons.